Telopea speciosissima is the source of this 794-nucleotide messenger RNA. RefSeq names its product ATP synthase subunit b', chloroplastic. Bases 15 to 674 code for a protein of 219 amino acids. Gene Ontology annotation, biological process: proton motive force-driven ATP synthesis. Gene Ontology annotation, molecular function: proton transmembrane transporter activity. Lineage: Eukaryota; Viridiplantae; Streptophyta; Magnoliopsida; Proteales; Proteaceae. The transcript has a single exon. The record is from RefSeq and is a predicted model, not a curated record.
CGACGAAGGUUGCGAUGGCCAACAUGAUCGUGGCUUCUUCCCUUCCAACCACAAGCAUCACCUGCGCCUCCACAUCUAAACCUAGAUUGCAACUCCCACAGAUCUCACUUCCCCACAAAAUCAAAAUCACAAAGCACCAAUGUCACCAGAUUCUGGCUUCUUCCCUCAAAUCCUCUGCUGCAAUCGCCGCUGCGGUCCUAGCGAUGCCUCCUCCAUCGAUGGCCGUGGAGAUGGAGAAAGCAGCACUCUUCGACUUCAACUUGACGUUACCGAUUAUAAUGACCGAGUUCUUGGUACUUAUGGUGGCGCUUGACAAGAUCUAUUUUACCCCGCUAGGUAAAUUCAUGGAUGAGAGGGAUGCGGCGAUUAAGGAGAAGCUGAGCAGCGUGAAGGACACCUCGACGGAGGUGAAGCAGUUGGAAGAGCAGGCUGCGGCGGUGAUGAAGGCGGCGAGGGCAGAGAUAUCGGCGGCGCUGAACAAGAUGAAGAAGGAGACGACGAUUGAGGUGGAGGAGAAGCUGGCCGAGGGUAGAAAGAAGGUGGAGGCAGAGCUUGCGGAGGCGCUUGGAAAUUUAGAGAAGCAGAAGGAGGAGACAAUUAAAGCUCUUGACUCUCAGAUCGCUGCUCUCAGUGAUGAGAUCGUCAAGAAGGUCCUUCCAGUCUCACCCAAAUAAAUUGUUCCAAAUUCUGUGUAUUAUUCUGUCUAGUGUUAAGUAGUUGAAAUUUGUAGAAUUGGAGAUUGAAACUCCUGAUAUUUUCUCAUAAUCGUCUUUACGUACCCACUGGAAAUAUGU